Molecule: messenger RNA, 1149 nt
Organism: Musa acuminata subsp. malaccensis (wild Malaysian banana)
Lineage: Eukaryota; Viridiplantae; Streptophyta; Magnoliopsida; Zingiberales; Musaceae
Product: NDR1/HIN1-like protein 6
Cellular component (GO): plasma membrane
Source: RefSeq, a predicted model, not a curated record
UUGUACAGUGGUAGCCAAACACAUCAAGGCUGAGACAUGGCGGAGCAACUUAGAAUCCAUACGGUGGACAUGCAUAUUUCUCCCUCCAGCUUCACAGUAUCGGAGAAGAGCGGCGCGUCGGUGUCGCCGUCGACUCCUGGAGGUACCGCCCGUCUGAGACCGCCGAAGAGGAGGAGCCGCUGCAGCAGGUGUCUGUGCUGGACUCUUCUCGCAGUCAUCAUCCUCAUCGUGCUGAUCGCCGCCGCCGCCGGUGUCGUGUACGUCGUGUUCCGCCUCAGGUUGCCCAAGUACUCGGUGGACCACCUCAGGGUCUCCAGAUUCGGUGUCAACGACGACGAUAUAACCGUCGGUGCCGUGUUCGACGUGGCGGUGAUGGCAACGAACCCGAACAGGAAGAUCGGGAUAUACUACGAGGAGGGGAGUGAACUGAGCUUGUGGUACGCCGACGAGAGGCUCUGCACCGGGAGCUUUCCGGUGUUCUACCAGGGCCACAGGAACACGAUGGUGCUGCAUGUUUUCCUCACCGGAGGAACACAAGAAGGAAGCGAGUUGCUCGCGGAACUGCAGCAGCAGCAACUGGCAGGGGUAUUACCAUUAACCUUCCUAGGCGACGUGCCGGUGAGGGUGAAGCUUGACAAGCUGACGCUGUGGAAGGUGACGUUCAACGUGAGAUGCAGUGUGGUGGUGGAUAGUUUGACUACCAGCGACGACAUCAGCGUUCGAUCCAGCAGCUGCAGAUUUAGGUUGAAGCUAUGGUAAUGUUUCCGAGUUAUACUCUCUCUUUUUUGCUCAUCAUAUAAAAUAAACAGCUUCAUGCUUGAAGCUCUCAUUACGUAUUUGAAACUUUUUACGAGAUCUAUAUAGCAUAUUAUUUUGAUUAUUUAACUGUAAGAAGCUUGCUUCUGGCGUCUGUCUGCCUACUUCUGGUUGAGAUGAUCAAGAAAUCAUAUCACAGCACUCCAAACAUCCUGGAUAUAUAAAGGAUUUUUGGCAUGAUCAUGCUUGUUGAUGUAAAAGCUGAAAUCAGUGGAUCGGGUUUAACGAUGCACUUGAAAGUUGGAGCUUUGAUCUGUGGAUCGGAAUCAAGCAGAGUUCAUCGGAGUUGCAGAUUCAAGGUCAUAUGGCGAUGAUCGUCGAUUGUAUUGAUGG